Penicillium riverlandense is the source of this 759-nucleotide messenger RNA. RefSeq names its product VIT1/CCC1 transporter family protein. Bases 1 to 759 code for a protein of 252 amino acids. NCBI's taxonomy places the organism in Eukaryota, Fungi, Ascomycota, Eurotiomycetes, Eurotiales, Aspergillaceae. The transcript has 3 exons. The record is from RefSeq and is a predicted model, not a curated record. Gene Ontology annotation, biological process: intracellular manganese ion homeostasis. Gene Ontology annotation, molecular function: manganese ion transmembrane transporter activity; iron ion transmembrane transporter activity. Gene Ontology annotation, cellular component: fungal-type vacuole membrane.
AUGUCUACUCUAUUGGUGGAAGCCCCCAGUGAACAGCCUCUCCCGCUCCAUGCAGCAUCCGAACGACAUUCCGAGUCCGGCGCGGUAGUUAGGGAUGCGAUCAUUGGCUUUGCGGAUGGCAUGACCGUCCCCUUCGCUCUAACGGCUGGUCUGUCUAGCCUAGGUUCCUCGAAACUAGUCAUCAUUGGUGGAUUAGCAGAGCUAUUCAGCGGAUCUAUAUCAAUGGGCUUAGGCGCCUAUCUUGCCGCUGUCACGGAGCGGGACCACUACAAGUGCGAAGAAGCACGAGAGCGUGAAGAAGUCUUCUCGAAACCUCGUGCCGAAAAGGAGGAGAUCCACGAAAUACUCGCCGACUAUGGUAUAUCUCGAGAGGCGAGUCAAGCUGUCGUUGAUUGUUUGGCGCAAAACAAUGAGCAGUGGAUUCGGUUCAUGAUGGACUUUGAAUUAAGACUAGAGAAGCCCAAUGUUUCCCGAGCGUGGAUCUCCGCAGCCACCAUGGGAGUCUCUUACUUCAUCGGUGGGUUGCUGCCUAUGAUUCCAUACUUCGCCAUGCACAAUGUCCUCCACGCAUUAUUCAUCUCGAUCGGCAUCACGGUCGUCACCCUCAUUAGCUUCGGCUUCGUGAAGAACUACGUCGUCAUCAAAACCAAGCGUGCGGGAUUCUACGGGGCGGCCCAGACAUUACUGGUGGGAGCCAUUGCUGCCGGUACAAGUUACGGGAUAGUGUAUGGCCUUGACCGUAGCAAUCUUCACACCUAG